AUGGCUGGAAGAAGACGUAGAGAUAUGAUUCCUGAAAAUGUAGCUGACAACGAUUCAGCUAGCGUUUCUCAAGAAGAGGCUAUAGAAGAAAAUUAAAUUGUAGAAGAAGAUGACAAAUCUUUAUCUGAUGAAGGCGAUGGUGAUGAUUUGCUUGAAAAUAUUGAAGAUGAUUACAAAGCUGUUCCAGAAUUGGAUUAAUACGAAAUAGAUGGUUUAAAUGAUGAAGAUGACUUUGAUGAUAUUGAUGCAGAACAAAGAAGAUUAGCUGAAGAAGAAAUUGAUGAAAGAAACUAUCAAAAAUAUGCCAACAAAAGAAGAAUUCCAACUGCCUUAAGAGAGUUUGAUUUAGGAGAAGAAGACGAAGAAGACUUAAAUGUUCAACUUCAAAGAAGAAGAUAAUUUUAUGAAGCUCAUAAUCUUUAUGAAUCUGAAGAUGAUGAACAAAUGGAAGAGGAAGAAGAAAAUAAAGAUGAAAGAGAAUAUGAUAAGUAUCUUGAUAGAGAAUAAGCUAGAGGUAAACUUGCAGUUUGGAUUAAGGAAGAGAGCACUGUGCGUUAUAUUCGUAAGACUUUCAGAAAGUUCCUCAAUAAAUUCAAAGAUGGUUCAAAUCAACUAGUUUACAAACAAAGAAUUCAAGAAAUGUGCUCUAAGAACAAAGGAAGUUUGGAAGUCGACUUUAAUCACAUUAAUUCUAAGCAUGAAACUAUAGCCAUGUGGAUUGUUACAGAACCAGUAAUUAUUUUACCAUAUUUGAAUGAUGUUGCUAUGGAAACAGUCAAGAAACUUUAUCCUGAUUACGAAGAUAUUCAACCUGAAAUAUUUGUUAGAAUUGAAAAUUACACAAUCUUAGAUCAUAUCAGAAAGCUUCGUCAUAAAGAUCUUGGUUAAUUGAUUUAAGUUAGAGCAGUUGUUACUUAGCGCUCUGCUAUUUUCUCUUAAUUGAAGAAGGUUUAUUAUGUCUGUCGCUGUGGUGAUAGAAAAGGACCUAUCUACUUAUCAUCAAUAGAAAAUCACAAUCUUGGUACUUGUCCUGUUUGCUAGUCUAAGGGACCUUUCAUUUUGGAUACUGAAUAUACUAUCUAUAGAAAUUACUAAAGACUCACUAUUUAAGAACCACCUGGUAGCGUUCCUCCUGGUAGAGUUCCUAGAUAAAAAGAAGUCAUCGUUUUAGGAGAUAACAUUGAUGUUGCUCGUCCUGGUGAUGAAAUUGAUGUUACUGGUAUUUUCGUUCAUAGAUAUGACUAUGCUUUAAAUGUUAAGCACGGUUUCCCUGUUUUUUCAACUAUGAUAGAAGCUAAUUAUAUUAAGCGUGUAAGAGAAGGUGAUUAAUCUUCCUUACCUCCUUAAUUCAUUGAUGAAAUUAAUAAGCUCUCUAAGAGAAGCAAUUUAUCUAAAUUAAUUUGCAAUUCCAUAGCUCCUUCUAUUUAUGAACAUGAUCAUGUUAAAAUGGCUCUUGCUCUUGCUAUGUUCGGAGGUGAACACAAAGACAUUUAAGGAAAACACAAAAUCAGAGGUGAUAUCAACGUUCUCCUUCUUGGUGAUCCUGGUGUUGCCAAAUCUCAAUUCUUAAAGAGUGUAGAAAAAACUUUCCAUAGAUGCGUUUAUACUACUGGUAAAGGUGCAUCUGCUGUCGGUUUAACUGCAUCUGUAAAGAAAGAUAGCUAAACAAAAGAAUGGACUCUUUAAGGUGGUGCUUUGGUUCUUGCUGAUAAGGGUAUUUGCUUAAUUGAUGAGUUUGAUAAAAUGAAUGAUCACGAUAGAACUUCCAUUCACGAAGCUAUGGAACAAUAAAGUAUUUCUAUUUCAAAGGUAGGUAUUGUAGCAAAUCUUCAAGCUAGAUGUUCAGUUAUUGCUGCUGCAAACCCAGUCAAAGGUAGAUAUGAUUCAUCAGCAUCUUUUAUGGAUAACGUUAAUCUUACUGAUCCUAUCUUAUCCCGUUUUGAUAUCCUUUGCGUUAUUAAAGAUGAAGUAAACAAAGAUCUUGAUUAUAAGCUUGCUGGUUUCGUACUCAACAGUCACAUAAAGAAUCACCCAAUAAGCCAUAAAGAGAAAAAGCAUAAUCCUGAACUUUACAGCGAACGUCUUUCUAAAUCUCUUAUUGAAGAAUCUUAGAAGUAAAUAGGUGAAAUUAUUCCUAAUGAAACUUUAAGAAACUACAUUAUGUAUGCUCGUUAAAAAAUACAUCCUAAGUUAGCUGACAUUAAAAAAGAAAAAAUUAAAAAAUUCUAUUCUGACUUACGUUAAUAAUCAACUAUUUCUGGAGGUAUGACUAUUGCAGUCAGACAUAUUGAAUCAAUUAUUAGAAUGGCAGAAGCCCAUGCUAAAAUGCAUCUCAGAGAAGUCGUUAGAGAUGAAGAUAUAGAUGUUGCUAUUAACGUUAUGCUUGAAAGUUUUAUUUAAUCAUAAAAGUACUCCGUAGCUAAAACAAUACGCGAUAACUUUAAAGUUUAUUUAACAAAAGCUUCUGAUAAUAAUAAAUAUCUAUUUAAUUUACUAAAUAAGCUUUAAAAGGAAAGUAAAAAAGUUUUAUAAAAUGUUGCAGAUGAUAAGAAAGAUAAAAAGCAAAUUGAAUAGACAAAUAUACCAGUUUAUCACUUUGAAUUUUAGGCUAAAGACUAUAAAAUUGAAAAGUUCGACGAUUUCUAUAGAAGUGAAUUAUUCAAUAGAUACUACAUUAAGCAAGGAAACUAAAUUAUACCUAAAAACGAUUUUUGA
This is a messenger RNA of Tetrahymena thermophila SB210, 2715 nucleotides long. Its product is annotated as MCM2/3/5 family protein. The record is from RefSeq and is a predicted model, not a curated record. Gene Ontology annotation, cellular component: MCM complex; nucleus. Gene Ontology annotation, biological process: mitotic DNA replication initiation; double-strand break repair via break-induced replication; DNA replication. The transcript is spliced from 8 exons. NCBI's taxonomy places the organism in Eukaryota, Ciliophora, Oligohymenophorea, Hymenostomatida, Tetrahymenidae. Gene Ontology annotation, molecular function: single-stranded DNA helicase activity; single-stranded DNA binding; ATP binding.